AUACAUUUCCCCACUCAGUUUCAUUCCCAGAAUUCAGAGCGGAUUUACCGGAACACACAGUUGCAGACCCGCCAUGUUUGAAAAGGAAUGAGGAAAAGCAGCAACUGAAUGGAAAGGAAAUACAUCUUCUGAGAAACCUAUUGAGAGUAUCCUGGGAGGCAUAAACUGUCAAGCUCUUGAAACACUACUUGUUCAAGUGAUUUGAGAAAUGACUUCAAGUCUCAAUGCUGCUACUAUUCUUAAAGAUGUUGUUGCAUUUGUUGAAGUCUGGUCAUCAAAUAAAAUGGAAAACUACUCAAAAACAUUUGCUCAACAGUUACUGGAUAUGGGAGCAAAGGUAUCAAAGACUUUUAAUAAACAAGUAACACAUGUAGUGUUCAAAGAUGGUCACCAAGGUACAUGGAAAAAGGCAAAGAAGACUGGUGUGAAACUGGUUUCUGUUCUUUGGGUGGAAAGAUGUAAAGAAACUGGUGAGCAUGUUGAGGAGACCAUGUACCAGGCAGUGAAUGAAAGUAAUGAGCUACCUCAACCAGUUAAUAAAAGAACACAUCGAUGUAUGCAACCAAAGGAUUUCGAGGUAAGAACACCAGAAAAUGACAAACGACUGCAGAAGAAGCUAGACAGAAUGAUAAAGGAUCUGGAUGAACAAAAAACAUCUGCUUGUACUGGUGUCCCAGUGUUGCCUUUUGAUGAGGAUGGCUCAACUGCAUAUAGUCCCACGCUUGCAGUUCCACUAAGAGGUGAUGCAAUGGCUCAACGACUUAAGGAAAUGAAAGAGAAAAGAGAAAACCUUUCCCCAACAGCUUCACAGAUGAUUGAAACUAGCUCAUCUUUGUCCUCCUAUAGACCAUCCAUUGGGAACUCCCCUUCAAUGCCUUUCUUACAAGAUUUAGAGGAGGAAAAUAAAGAACUGAACUCAUCUUUCCGAGAACUGUGCAGCAAACAAAUAAAGAAUGGGACAAAGAAUGGAAUAAAGUCCUCCAAAAAGACAGAAACGGGUGUUAAUCCUGUACAGAAAGACGGUCUUCAAUCUAAAUCUGAAAUGGAAAUUCCAGACAAAUGUAUAGUUGCAAACAAUAACCUUAAAAGCUGCAGAACUUCACACACUCCAGAAAGAGAGAUUCUUGAGAGAAGUGUUGGUAUAGCUAAAAACACUGUUGAAGCGCUUCCUUUAAUGGCAAAUGAAAAGCCUAAAAGAACUGCCAAAAUGCAACAAACGAAGAAAAAAAGUAAAUCAUUCUUAAAUGAAAGUCCUGUUAAAGAGAGACCACAGGCUGAUCCCCACAAACAAAAAACAACUGAAAGGUGUAAAAUUUCAUUGGACAACAUUGCAAAAACUGCCACAGGCACUCUCUCUAAUUCUAUAUUGAAAUACUUUGAAUCCAAGGAUUCAUCACUGCUUCACACUGCUUCAGCAAAUAGUUCUUUGCAUGAAAAUAAAGUAGUGGGUAAAAGUAAACGUGUGAAAUCAAACCGUAAAAGCAUGCCAGCAGUGUCGCAUUCGGACCCAAGUGAGACACACAACACUAGCUUAGUAAAGAGCAGUUUGUCCAAUAACAGAACACCUACCAAGUCUUUAAAUUGUUCUCCUGCCCUGGAUGAAAUGUUAUAUGAAGACUAUUUUUCACCUGUUAACAUUAAGGAAAGUAAAAGCAAGGCAAGGCAAACUUUAGUAAACUUGCCAUCAGAGAUAUCUUUUUUUCCUCCACUGCUUCAGCAGACUCGGGGCAAGAGGAAGAGGUCACAAAAAGAUACAGAUGAAACAACAAAUACCAGCAAAAGAAGGAGCAAUGUAAACCAUGUACAGGUACCAGAAAUAAAAGCUGCAGAAGAUGCAUCUUCAGAAUUUGCUGUGAAAGCCAUGGGAAAAGCCUUUAACGAAAGUCCUGGAGAAAAAACAACAAAAAUUGACUUAAAUAUAUUUUCUGAAGAUUCCGUCUUCUUUGAAACAAAACAAAACAAAACGAGAAUAACUGUAGCAAAUAACAAUGCACAUUCUCUUGCGAAGAGUAGAACAUCUAGGUGUCAAAGUGCUGCUUCUUUAAACACUCCUGAGCAACAAAAAGGUUUAUCACGAAACAAUUCCCUAGAAUUUAAAUUCAGUGCAGAGCAAAAAGGAACAACUGACACUCCAUUUUCAAUGUCUUUGAAAAACACAAUAUCGAUUGAAAAGGGAAAGUUUGAUCAUCUGCGGGCUGAAAAACAAGAGCUCUCUCUGCUACUAGUGGAUCUCGAUGGGAAGGAUAAAAUUCAGAACAACUGUGUACAGUCUGUGCAAAGAAGUGAGAGUGACACUGCAGCUUGUGGUGAAAGAGACAGCAUUUCUGAAACGUUUAGUGAACACACACACAAAUGUGAUAAGGAGACAAUGAACAAGGAAAAAAGAAAAAAGCCAAACAGAACAUUAGUUAUGACAAGUAUGCCUACAGACAAGCAGAACACUGUAAUCCAGGUUGUGGACAAAUUGGGAGGCUUCUCAGUAGCAGAUAACGUGUGUGAAACUACAACACACGUGGUGACUGGUGGUCCUCGACGCACUUUGAAUGUCUUGCUAGGAAUAGCCAGAGGCUGCUGGAUUCUCUCAUUUGAAUGGAUUCUUUGGUGUGUGGAAAGUGAGCAGUGGAUACCAGAGGAACCAUAUGAACUUUCAAAUCACUUUCCUGCAGCACCCAUCUGCAGGUUGCAACGCCACCUGUCAGCAGGAGAGUAUCAGCAAGACUUGUUUGCAGAUCAGCCUGUGAUGUACCUUUCCCCAGUGAGCCAGCCCCCAUGUGAUAGCCUUGCAGAGCUUGUGCUGUUGUGUGGAGGAAAGGUUUGCAAAACAGUAAGACAAGCUGGAGUCUGUGUCGGUGAAUAUAAAGGAAAGAUACAACCAGGGACUAAGUAUUUAUCAGAACAAUGGAUACUAGACUGUAUCACACAAAACAAAAAACUCCCAUUUCAAAACUAUUACCUCGACUAGAAGAUCAACAAGAGUGCACCAGAAUAUGUGUGAGAUGCAACACAUGUGUUCUAAGAUGAUUGUGUAGAUGUUGCUGUAUCUGCUUUCUUUUGGUUUGAACUUUAAUAUUAUUGUAAACAUAGUCUGUAGUGUUUAUUUAAGAUGCCAUUUUAAAUGUUCUAUUGUAUCUGUGUACUGUGAAACUUUCUGUUGAAUGUUAUGUUUUUAGACCCAAUAAAACCAUUAAUUUAGUAAAGCAUGGUACUGAAAGAA
Molecule: messenger RNA, 3214 nt
Organism: Acipenser ruthenus (sterlet)
Lineage: Eukaryota; Metazoa; Chordata; Actinopteri; Acipenseriformes; Acipenseridae
Gene: mcph1
Product: microcephalin 1
Exons: 16
Coding region: 209-2962 (917 amino acids)
Biological process (GO): mitotic cell cycle; DNA repair
Cellular component (GO): nucleus
Molecular function (GO): zinc ion binding; DNA binding; ubiquitin-protein transferase activity
Source: RefSeq, a predicted model, not a curated record